GCUUGUAGACAAGAAUCACGAGCUUACCUACAGUGCCGCAUGGAUAAUAAUCUAAUGGCCAAGGAGGAUUUUUCCAAAUUAGGUUUCAGUGACAGUGCAAGUGAACCACAGCAGCAGAAAAAGUGAUAACCAACGAACAAUGAGCAAGAGAAAAAACAUUCUAAUCGGUUGCACUGGCAGUGUAGCCACCAUCAAAUUACCAAUAUUAGUUCAAAAGAUUCUUGAAUACGAUUGUGAAGCUGAAAUCCAAGUUGUCGUAACGAAACACGCAGAGCAUUUCUUCUCUUCCGCGGACAUACCAAGUGAAAUCAUAAUUCACCGAGACGAAGACGAAUGGACCAGCUGGAAAAUGCGGGGCGAUCCUGUACUGCAUAUCGAACUGGGUAAGUGGGCUGACCUGAUGAUAAUUGCUCCGCUUGAUGCCAACUGUUUAGCGAAGAUGGCUCAAGGUUUGUGUGACAAUCUUCUUCUGUGUACGGCAAGAGCGUGGGAUUUCCGGAAACCGCUACUCUUCUGUCCUGCCAUGAACACUCGCAUGUGGGAACAUCCAAUUACGGCUUCCCAAAUUGAAACACUCAAAUUUUGGGGAAUGCAAGAAAUCCCAUGCGUGGCGAAAACGCUCAUGUGCGGUGAUACAGGCUUGGGAGCGAUGGCCGAGGUGGACACAAUUGUUGAACGCUUAGUAAAAUGUAUGAGGGAAAUGAAGGAUGUAUAUAAAUGAUUUUUGAUGUCCAAUAAAAUGUUUUGUAUACGUUGGGA
Molecule: messenger RNA, 759 nt
Organism: Malaya genurostris
Lineage: Eukaryota; Metazoa; Arthropoda; Insecta; Diptera; Culicidae
Gene: Ppcdc
Product: phosphopantothenoylcysteine decarboxylase
Exons: 1
Coding region: 140-721 (193 amino acids)
Biological process (GO): coenzyme A biosynthetic process
Cellular component (GO): phosphopantothenoylcysteine decarboxylase complex
Molecular function (GO): FMN binding; phosphopantothenoylcysteine decarboxylase activity
Source: RefSeq, a predicted model, not a curated record